Artibeus jamaicensis (Jamaican fruit-eating bat) is the source of this 10947-nucleotide messenger RNA. It is a transcript of the gene DAPK2, whose product is annotated as death associated protein kinase 2. The record is from RefSeq and is a predicted model, not a curated record. Gene Ontology annotation, cellular component: nucleus; cytoplasm. The transcript is spliced from 11 exons. Gene Ontology annotation, biological process: intracellular signal transduction; positive regulation of apoptotic process; protein phosphorylation. Bases 349 to 1800 code for a protein of 483 amino acids. Lineage: Eukaryota; Metazoa; Chordata; Mammalia; Chiroptera; Phyllostomidae. Gene Ontology annotation, molecular function: ATP binding; protein serine/threonine kinase activity.
CGCCGGGAGAGUGGAGCCGACAGCCGAGUGCUGCGCACCCUGCUGCGCCUGGGUGCCCGCAGUGCCCGUCGCAGUACAGCCUUCCACUUUUCUAGUUCACGGUGCUGCUGUGAGCAUUCCAGUGUGGAUCGUUUGGAAAACAUCCGCCUGCGUUUCUCUUCGGUGUGUCCAUCGAAACCGCCCAGAGGUUUUCCAAAGUGGCCCAGCGUUUAAGAACCCUGGUUGCUCCACGCACUAACCAGCACCAGGCCUUGUCUAGACUCAUUCUCCACGUGCAUAAUUUGAAGCUCAGCAAAGUUGUCCUGUGCUAAGUGUGUGCUAGUUCAUGGCUGUGUGUGCCAGGCCUCAAUGAGGAGCCCAAACAUGGAGACCUUCAAGCAGCAGAAGGUGGAGGACUUUUACGACAUUGGAGAGGAACUGGGGAGCGGCCAGUUUGCCAUUGUGAAGAAGUGCCGGGAGAAGAGCACUGGGCUGGAGUAUGCAGCCAAGUUCAUCAAGAAGCGGCAGAGUCGGGCCAGCCGGCGGGGUGUGUGCCGGGAGGAGAUCGAGCGGGAGGUGAGCAUCCUGCGGCAGGUGCUGCAUCCCAACAUCAUCACGCUGCACGACGUCUUCGAGAACCGCACCGACGUGGUGCUCAUCCUGGAGCUAGUCUCCGGAGGAGAGCUAUUUGACUUUCUGGCCCAGAAGGAGUCGCUGAGUGAGGAAGAGGCCACCAGCUUCAUUAAGCAGAUCCUGGACGGGGUGAACUACCUUCAUGCCAAGAAAAUUGCUCACUUUGAUCUCAAGCCAGAAAACAUUAUGUUGUUAGACAAGGAUAUUCCCAUUCCACACAUCAAGCUGAUUGACUUUGGCCUGGCUCAUGAAAUAGAAGAUGGAGUUGAAUUUAAGAACAUUUUUGGCACACCAGAAUUUGUUGCUCCAGAAAUCGUGAACUAUGAGCCCCUGGGCCUGGAGGCUGACAUGUGGAGCAUAGGCGUCAUCACCUACAUCCUCCUAAGUGGAGCAUCCCCCUUUCUGGGAGACACGAAGCAGGAAACGCUGGCAAAUAUCACGGCAGUGAGUUAUGACUUUGACGAGGAAUUCUUCAGCCAGACCAGCGAGCUGGCCAAGGACUUCAUUCAGAAGCUUCUGGUGAAAGAGACCCGGAAACGGCUCACAAUCCAAGAGGCUCUCAGACACCCCUGGAUCACGUCCAAAGGAGAAGACAGAGCCCCAGAACAGCGGAAGACAGAGCCCACUGAGCUGAAGACCAAGCACCUGAGAGAGUACACCCUCAAAUGCCACUCAAGCAUGCCUCCCAACAACACCUACGUCAACUUUGAGCGUUUUGCUCACGUGGUAGAGGAUGUGGCUUGGGUAGACCAGGGAUGCCAUGCCCUGGCAGGAGCCCAUGGCACCAUCCAGGAUGAUGUGGAGACCCUGGUCUCCAUCUUCAGUGAGAAGGAAGCUUGGUACCGAGAGGAGAGCGAGAGUGCCCGGCACGACCUGUCCCAGCUCAGGUACGAGUUCCGCAAAAUGGAGUCCUUGAAGAAGCUCCUGCGAGAAGACAUCCAGACCACAGCAUCCGGCCUCGGGAGCGUGGCCAGGAAGUUGGACCACCUGCAGGUGCAGUUUGAAGCUCUGAGACAGGAGCUCUCAGCAGACCUACAAUGGAUCCAGGAACUAGUGGGCAGCUGCCAGCUGGAGAGCGGCAGCACAGACGGCCUGGGUUCUGUGUUCUGCUGGGACGCCAGUGAGUCCCUAGCGGAGCUGCGCGGCAGGUCAGGCAGUGAAGAAGUCUUGGCCGGCUUGAAGCUCUGAGCACAGGAAUCUCAUCAGCAAUGCCCCCUGGAUGGCUUGCAGAAGUGUGUUUCCAAUCCCCCUGCUGGGCAUCAGCUAGAAUUAUCCUGCAGGGAUAUGUGUCUGUAGCAUGCAUUGCCUUCCACCCCCUUCACAGAAUCCAGAAUCACAGACGUGCUAGCAAGUUAUUCAUUCUGCACCGCCUCUCACCCACCUGCUUUUCUGGGAGGAGGGCUGUCAGGGCAGCCAAGAUGAUAAAACAAUUGAGAAUAAAUACCCUUCAAUGUAUCUUUCUCCAGAAGGAGGACAGCUGGCCCUGGGGAGGUGCUUGAUGACUGAUUUGUGAUCAUGGAUUUGUGCACACUUCACUUCCCACCUAUAUGCCUUAGAGACUGCAGAUCUUGGCUAAUAUUGAGUUAACCACGGGUAACAGUUCAUCAGCUUCGUGCUUUCCUGCUUCAGAAGGAGGAAGUUAAAAUGCACAGAGAAAACACUAUUUUUCAUUUGCACCGACAUCACUUACCAGGCACUUAUAUCUUUGAUCCUUAAAAGAACUUUGUGAGACAGGAAGGUGGGUGGCAUUAUUGUUGCUGUUACUAUUAUUUUCAUGUAACUGAUGAGGAAAUUGACUCAGAGGGGGAAAAUGAUCUACUCAGGGUCAUUCAUAGCUAGUUGAUUUACACAAAACAAGCUCAGGAUACCUGACUCUAAGAUGAGGGAUAUGGGAAGAAAGUGUAGGCUUUGCUGUAAAUAUUCACCUUAAUAUUGAAGUUCAAAUCCCAGAGGUAAAAUAAGCACCUUAACGUGUUCUAGAGUAAAGGUGGAAUGCCUCAUCCCUUCUGCUGAUUGUGUUAAGAAGUGCGGUCCAGAGGGUGUGGCCUGGGGGCUUGGCCUGGGACCUCUGGCCUCUGGUUCCUUAUCCGGCCUGUGUCUGAACAUCUGCCCGCAGAGCAGGAGGAAAGGGGCAGCAUCUCAGCCUUCUCCAACUUUCCCUGCUCCGGCCUCAACCUUGUGCUGGGAGUGAAUACUAAAGGGGAUCUGAUAAGAUAAGGGGUCUUACGUGCUUAGGUCACUGGGCCCUGAAAGGUCUGAGGAACUCCGUGAGAGUGUUGGAAGAGGGUGGACAUUGAGACUGGGAAGCACAAGGUUCAGCGGUCCCUUCUUGACUCCAAGCUCUGAGCACACCGCCCGAGGACCGCAGGGUCUUAUCACCCUUUUCCUGGAGGAGGGCCCAGUCAGUGGGCGCGCAGAGAAAGAGCCUGGAGCUCGGGCCCAGCCCUGUGCUAGAGGCUCGGGGGUGGGGAAGCAGAUGUAUCAUUUCAAAGUGUCUUCACAGACUCACAAAACACCCUUGUUGGAGAGGUAGGGUAAAUUUAUUCCCAAUUGGAAGGUGAGGAAACAGAGAGGAUGCGAUUUGCCCGGUGUCACAAUAGUGGUAAAAGUGGAGGUCUCCUCAGGAGUCUGUUGCUCUUUCUGCUUCUCCUGACUGCCCCAGGCUCCCGGAGUUCACUGUCUUCUUCUGAGGCAGGUUUUACUCAGACUCACCCACCCAUCCAUUCACAAAUAAUUUCUGAGCACCUACCAACUGUCAGGCACUCAGCUUGGCACUGGGGAUACAGAGUUAAGAGAAAACAGGCACGUUUUGUGCCUGAACAAAGUUUGCAGUCCAGUGAAGGAUUCCAACAUUAAUAAGAGCAUUCUAGAGAUGGAGAACUGUGGCUGGGACAUAUGCUGUGAAAGAGAUGCAUGCGGCCCUGCAAGAACCUGCAGUGGGGUCCGCUCUAGUCAGGGAAGGCAUCCGUGAGGUGGUGACGCUGGAGCUGAGAGCAGCGAGGCAAACUGGAGAGAAAGAAUUGUUCGCUACGGAGCAGUCAUGCCAGGGCUCUGGGGUGGGAGGGGAAUGGGAGGCCGAAAUGACGCAGAUAGAAAGCAAGCUGGAGGGGAGAGAAUAAGAGUAUUGUGUACAUGUGGCUGCGGAGGACGCAGGACCAGCAAGGACCAUAUUAAGAGCUCUGCCUUCGUCCCAAGAGUCAAGGGGAGCCAUGAUGGGUGCCUGGCUAGUCAUGGCCCAAUGUAAGAUGGGGGGAGGGGGGUGGAAAUGCCCAAUGAGCAUGGGAAGUGGUUUAGGAUAAAGCCAAGUGAUUCUGAUCCCAUGAAACCAUUUCUUCAAAAUCUUACCUCCUUUUCUAUUUGCAUGUUGGAUUAUUUCAAAUGGGAUAUAUAAUAUUUGUAACAGAAACUUUUUCAUCAAAUAUAAGAAACCAUAUUUUCACUUAAUACACAUCAUUAUUUUAUGCACCAAACAUAAGAAACAUAAAAAGCCCACGAUGGAAAUUCCAAUAGGAAACCCUCCCAGGCAAAGCCGGAUCCCCUCAAAGGCAGGGUAAGCCACAAAGCCACCGAGAGACAGGGAAAGCCAGGGAACACGUGCGUGCUCCCACCUGGACACCAGGUGGCGAGAUGCAAAUUCCUCCCCUGAGAAUGGGGGCUCCAGGUCCGUGGUCCUCCUGCUUUCUGAGUUUGCACAAUCAGUGUGACCCAAAAGAACCUCAACAUUGUGCAGACUCAGACUGUGACCCAAAGGAACGGCAGUGUGAGGCUGGGUGGCCCCGAAGGGCUGGCAGCAGCAGCGUGAGCACCGCCUCCACCUCAGACCGACAAUUAUGAAAUGAUGCCAUUGAUUGGGAGAAAAGCUCAGAAAGGUGCACCUUGGAAUCAGUGGAAGAUGCAAGCUGUUCCUAAGCCCUGCCUGAGAGAAUUGGGACGAAUGUCCCAACUGCAGUCUCUCCAAGAACUAACCUGGCCUGUCACAGGACGUGAUGUACUCAUUUGGCCCAGGGCACUGUAAAUAGUAAAGGUCCUCUGGCCAUGUCAACAGACCUUGACCUCACACAGCCAAGCUUCCUAAGGAAAGGAAGUGCCCGAUUGAGCAACUCAGGAGAAACUUCCCUGUGAACAUCAAAAUAAAACGCAGUACAGGAGUAAGAUGUCGAUGAGGACUUGAAUUAGGGAGGCUGGGAAGAGGGAGGGGAAGUGGUUAUGUUAGACUCGCGGCAGCAACCACACAUGCUCCAUGCUGGGAGGUCCUCAGAGGCCAGCCCCCGGCCGCCUGUGUUUUAUAGCAUUUUAUAGGACAGGGCUUGUCUGAAGUCACCCAGCAAGUCGGACCCAGAGGAGGUUUCCCUCACCAUGGGGGAAGUGUCCUCCGUACAUUCCAGUCCGGUCAUUGGUAAGGAUUUGUCAUUUAGACAUUUCAUAAACAGAUCCUUUUCAGUACUAAGAACUUCCAGAGACAAGUCAAGGUGAACUGAGGAAUGCCCCCAAGUCUUUCAAGGAAAUCGGAGAAGACUGUGAUCUCCCUCUGUCACCUGUCCAGUCCAACCCACAUGGCCCUUCGGCAACAGAACCCACGCUGAGGGGAACCCAAGGGGGCCCGGCCAGGGGGCCUGCUGGACUUCUCCCCACACUCCCGCAGCUGGACCUUUAACAGCAGGGCCGAGGGCAGGGUCCUGAGUAUUGGAGUGUCCCCGGCCCUGGUUCGUAGAGAGAGGGGGCCUGGGGGCACCGCUCUGUGGGCAGACCCACCUGCUGCUGGAUUUUUCAUUCAUCAGGCUGUUCAUGAAAGGGCGGCCACCGUGCUCUGUGCAAUGCCACCCCGCACUGUUGGGGAGGGGAGGCUGAGUGAGUGUCAUCUUCCUGAAUAACGGGUCCCCGGGGAAGCUGGGGAGUCAGUUCCUGGGGAGGGUGGCUGCUUGUCCCUGCUCUGAAGCAGAGGCACGUGCCACAUGGCUGCUCCGCUGGCACUGGGAAGGGCGGUUACCAGGGAUUCCACAGAUGCAAGUGGUGAGCAGCGAAGGGGGGGGUGGACUACUAAUGAUAGGAAAAGCCAGGGUCAGUCUGGGUCUCCCACGCACCCCUCCCCAUACUCCUUCCCGCACCGCCCAGCCUCCCCGACGGGCCAUUACGAACAUGGUGGCUGCCCACCUCGCCCAUCACUGGGUGCAGUUGGAUCAUGAGGGAGGCGGCGUCGUACCCCCACACCAUCCCCGCUGCAAAUGCCUGUGGGAGUGAAGGGCCUUUUCUCCUCUGUCUGUGAAACUCUUGGCCUGUGGAGAAGCCUGCCCUGCAGGAGAGCGCCAGCAGUGGGCACCCCGGGGGAGCCGAAGGGGCCAGUUCAGCUGUACAAACACUGACUGGGCUCUGGAGAAGGGCGACAGACAAGGAUAAGACAGCUCCUGAAUAAAAGGCUGUGUCUGGGCCCAGCGGGGACCUAGCCCACCGAGAGCUGGGGGAGGCCGUGGUGAGUGGUAAAACAGGUACCUGCUAUUCCAGAAAACAGGAGAGAGAGGAAUUCUGAGUGAGAGAAGUUCAGAGGGGAGGCCCGGGGCAGAAACAUUCUCAACACCAGCUCCCCACACCGCCCCCCCAAACUGUAGCAGGCAGAGAAGCUGCCAGGUGGAGCUGGGAGGGAUGGGGGUAAACCCAGACUAGGGCCAGGAACCUGGAUUGCGACGUAGAGAUCGAAGAGACGGACACCACAGAGACUAGAAGGGGAGAGUUUGGGUUUUAACUUUUUGUUAUGGGACAUUUUCAAACCUUGCACCAAAGUGUUGAGAAUGGUGCGGAGAAUUCCCUGUGACCGUUACCACCUUCAGGAGCGAGCAAGCUGUGGCCAGUCAGCUCUCACGCAUCUUCACCACUGCUUUUUCUGGAGUAUGUUAAAGCAAAUUCAAACUUAUUUAACCCCUAAAUUCUUCAGCUAGAGUCUCUGUCGAGGGUUUUCCUUUCAACAUUACCACUGUGCCACUAUCACACCGGACAAAAUCAGGAAUAAUUCUUUAAUAUCCCCUGGAUACGCAUUCCGUACUCACUUGUCCCGCCUUCCUCAAGGAUGUUCUGUUACGGUUGGUUUGUUCAAAUCCGGGUCCGAACAGAGUCCCCUCAUGGCCUUUGGUGGUUGUGUCUCUCAAGUCUCCUGUCUUCUGUAACAGUACGGGAGGGGCAGCUUUUGAAGCUUUUCUUGGGGAUGAGAAAUGGCUCAGAAGCAUGACUGCCCUGGAGGGCGGACUAAAAGUGAGAGUGUAUCCAUGCUGAGACCUAACUCGGAAGAGUGAGACCAGGUCAAGCAAGGAAAAGGGCAUUCCUGCCUCCUUCUGUUGACUUGUUUGAGGGAGGGACAACCUGCAGGGACACGCCCUUUGCGCGGCUCCCCCUCCCACUUAUAGGGAGGCAGAGGCUCGGGUAUCUGGAAGCAUCCCGAGCUCCUUUCAGGAAGUGAGGUGAAACCAGCAGGGUCCAGGCUUUAGCCAGCAAAACAGCCAAUAAAAGGGAGAAAUGGAGGAGCCACCUACAGGGAGACUCCAUUAAAGGAGCCUGGGGAGGGGAGGGGAGGGGCUAGAGUGACAGACCCGGGUAGGAGAGAUGUGGGCGCCCAGGUGUCCCUGGCUUUCCGUAGAGGAUGGGGCUGGGAAAAUGGCACAGAUGGAGGUUUGAAAAGUUGCAAUCUGUUUGCAGUUCCUAGAGGAGGCCUGGUAUUUAGAGAAAAUCUUUUAGAGUGCCUCUUCCGAAAACCCAGGUGGCUGCUGCUCCAUCUCCCUGCUGGGUGAAUGUGGCUGCUGACCUAGCACAUCCCGCUGGGCCUUUUCAAAGGCAUUUGCAUCUGCAAAACAAAACCUGACUUCAGCCACAGGAUUCUGUCUUCUUGCCUCCCUGACGUUUUUCUGAGACACCAAACAUGCUCCCCUAGGCUCCUGAGCCUGGCCAGAACUGCCCAGACACUGGCAUCCUGAAGGACCACAGGCCCGAGGAAGGUGGGCAGUGUCUGUUUGCAGAGAGGAGGGGGUGGGAGUCAGGAGAAGGCAGAGCACAGCUCCGUUCCCCCUCAUACUCCCCAUUGAAUCAAAAGUGUUAGUGCCACAUUUCUUCUGAGACAGAUUUCACUGCAGAAUUUGAAUCUCUCUGAUUUUCAAGGCUCAGAUGAGAGUGUCAGCAGUUGGUAAGCCCUCUUAGCAACCAAGGAGGCCCAUCAAUUAGGAAAGGCCAGGCCGAUAGAUUUAUGGCCUGGGUGGCCUUCUCCUCAAGGCCCAUGCUGUUUUGUGUAGCAUAUAGGCAGGACCCAAGAAGUAAUGGUAUCACCUCCUGUGAACAACUUCUGGGAGUGGUCCCACCUGUUACGUAUUUUAGUCGGGCCUCUCUGCUCAGUCCCUGGCACUCCUGUGACCGGCUGGCAGAUGGGAUUCUCAUUAACGGGACUCCCCUAGCCUGUAUGUUGACCUUCCAGCCGUGGGGUUUAGGCAUCUCUCUCCUGGUAAGGGCUCCCAUUGGUAAGUGGAUAAAGAGCGGUGUCUUUCCUCCCAGAGUCUACUGAUCCUGCCUCAUCAAACUCUCUAAGUGCAGGGUCCACUGCAAGGGUUAGGCUCAAAGGUGAGUUGCAGACAUUAGUGAAGUUAGAGGUAAAAAUGUUCAGUGGGUUGGGGAGGUAGGACAUUACCUUGGAAAGGAGACAAUAGUUGCUGGGAGGUGCACAGGAGGGGAACUAUCAAGUGUAAAUAAAUAAGUGCAGAAUAAAGUGACCUGCUCUGAAGAAACGGAUCACAGGCACAGUGAGUCGUAUGAAGAAGUCGAGGUGGUAUUUUAUAUAGGAUGGUCAAGGAAGGCCUCCCUGAGGAGGUGACAUUCAAGCAAGGAUCUGACCGAAGUGACAAAGUGAAUAUAUGAAGGAGCCAGGGCAAAACCUUGAGACUUUGGGAUCCUGGACCAGCAAGCAGACUUGUGAUGGGAGCCACAGUGGUAGCAAGGAGAGAGGGAGGACAUCAGAUUGGAGAAGGAACCAUAUGGUUCAGCCCCUGGGGGUCUUGGUGAGCCUGUUGAGUUUCAUUAAGAGUGCCCGGAAGCUGCUGGAAAGGCUUUGACACCAGGACCAGGCAGGCUGGCCCUCUUUUGCAGCUCCCUUCCCCGUGAGAGCUAGCCCCAGGGCUGGGCUUGCAGGUGAGGCGGGAGGUGCGAGGCCGUUAAGGAAGGAGGUGGGAGAGCUUCGCCAGGUGGUCCGUCCCUCAGUGCCCUUUUCUGGUGCCUCUCCAUCUUCCUCCUUCCCCUCCCUUCUCUCCUGCUGCACUCUUUGGUCCAAACCACAGUGUCCCAGUUUGGGGGCGUGCCCCGCCCUGGCUUUCUUGCCUUCCCCUCACAGGCAAGGCUGUGUGUACUCUCCUCUCUGCCCCACCCCGGGACCCUGCCGACUCCCAGGCAGAGCUGUGGGCAGUCUCCGGGCUUGGACACCUUGUUCGAUGUUAUGGCUGCUGAUCCAGGUGCCUGGCCUCUCACUGGCAGGAGUGAGCAGGCCCUGGGUCCUAGGAUUUUAUUCCAGUUUGUCUCUUCAGCUGCUCAGAGAAACAAUUUCACCACGCAACUAUUAAGCACCCACCAUUGUAUGCUCUGAGUGGGGAGGAGGUAGGACCAGGGACACUGACAAAAACAUGAAGAAAAUUCUGUGCCCUCAAGCUGUUUCCCACUAGUGGGAUGACCCCCCUGCAGAGCUGACUGGGACAGGUGACAUAUGUGACAAGGGAGCUCACAGGUAUUUGGUCAUGUUGGGGAGAGGGACGUUGUUUAUAGGAUGUUGUCUUAAAGGAGGUCCCAUUUAAAUUGGGCUCUGAAACACACAGAGGCCUUCCAAGGGGAGGGGAUUGGGUGGUCAUGGGGAGGGCCUCCUGCCAGAAGAUUUUAAGUCCAGGGCAGCGUGAGCCAGUAGCAUGCGCGGGCCUCCCCUGGUGUGAGUGCCCCGCUGAAAAAUAAACAAGCCUGGCUCAGAGAAGAGAUCAGCACUCAGGGAUCAGUGAGCUCCCUCACUCCACACUCACCGAGGUGCCAGAUGAGGCGUUGCUGCCGGGAGAAAAACAGAGCUGGAGGGGAACUCAUGGAUCAUGCCGGGCAGUUCAUUUUCUUGAGGUCACGGAGUCCUUUGAGAAUCCAUGAAAGCCAUUGACUCUGCAGAAGCAGUGUAUAUGAACACUGGCCGGGUUUAUCUGUACAUAAACACUAAUUUUUUUAAUUGAGAUAUAAUUCACAUUUCAUAAAUUUAGUACUCAAAUGUGUACAGUUCAGUGAUUUUUAGCAUAUUCUCGAGACUGUGUAGCAAUCACCACUAUAUAAUUCCAGGACAUUUUGUUACCGGUGACAGAAACUCAAGGUCCUUUAGUCAUCAUUCCUCAUUUUCCCUCUGUCCACCCCCUGGCAACUGGUCUACUAUCCGCCUCUUUGGAUUUGCCUAUUCAGGACGUAGUGUGCAAAUAGAACCACACAGUGUGUGGCCUUUUAUGUCCGCCUUCUUUCCCUUGCCAUGCUGUCAAGGUUCAUUCAUGGCGUAGCAGGGGUGGUACCUCCUUCCUUUUCAUGAGUAGUAUUCCAUUGUGUGGAGAGGCCAUAUUCUGUCUCUCCACCAUCAUUUCAUGCACAUUUCAGUUGUUCCCGCUCUUUGACUGUUGUAAAUCAUGCUGCUGUGAGCAUUCAUGGGCACAUUUACACACCAACAUCCACAAACCGCUUCAGAAGGUUCAUAGAACCCAUGAAACCCAUCUCUUGAUCUCUUGAUCUUUGAAAACCUGGUUUUAUUUGUAAAAUGGGAGGAAUUCAAGAGGGAAUGGACUCAUCAAGUGGUAUACAUUAUAUAUGUUUAGGUUUUUGGUAGAAAGAACACUUUUUUAAAUAAAAUAAAUUUUAAAAAGAGAGGAGGGAGAGGGCAGGAAGGCUAUCAGUGAUUUAUUGCUCUUUACUCAGCACCUCUAGGUUGAGCACUUCACACAUCCGCAUUCAUUUAACCCUAAACAGCCCUACGACACAGUGUUAUUUAUUGUGCCCAUGUUACAGGUGAGAACACCGAGGCUCGGAGAAGCCACCCGGGCUUCCUGGAGAAGUCAGGAUUUAGGCUGAGCCUUGACUGUCAGGCGGUGAAAGGCACCUACACAUUCUGUUUCCUCUUGACCUCCAUCAAAGCCCCUAUUUCCUUCCAUUCAUUUUUGGAGCGCCCAUGUCCCAUAUGCCAAUAAGGCAUCCGAUUCCUGAGGACAGUCAGGCCCAGCGCACAGUGGGCCUCUUAGGCUCUGUACAAUGACCCUUCCCCAAAGGGAUGGUGACUGAAAGCCCUGCCUCCCUCUCUUCCCCUCCCUGGGCUCA